Scleropages formosus (Asian bonytongue) is the source of this 1367-nucleotide messenger RNA. It is a transcript of the gene atraid, whose product is annotated as all-trans retinoic acid-induced differentiation factor. The record is from RefSeq and is a predicted model, not a curated record. The transcript is spliced from 7 exons. The coding region runs from base 317 to 985 and encodes 222 amino acids. Gene Ontology annotation, biological process: positive regulation of osteoblast differentiation. Gene Ontology annotation, cellular component: intracellular membrane-bounded organelle. Lineage: Eukaryota; Metazoa; Chordata; Actinopteri; Osteoglossiformes; Osteoglossidae.
UACACCGUAUUAUUUAAGAGUUUUACAACUGAAACUUGAGAUUAUUAAAUACGUUAUUGUUAACUGCUGUUAUUAUUGUCAUGUGUUAAGAAACGAACUGCUUUUUAUUUAACAUGCUCCCUCGGGAUCAGAACAACAUCGACGUGUUGAAUUCUCCCAAUUGAACGAGAGUGGGCAGAGCAGUGCAGGGGGUCUGCGGUCACGUGAUAUACCAGGAGGAGUUACGUGGCUCGACGCGCUGUUUAGUCACGUGAUAUAAAGGUCACGUGAUUCGCGUCUAAGUGAAAGACUUGAAAGAGGCGCAGAACACAGCACAAUGUUUACAUUUGUCACUCUAUGUAUAACGUCGCUUUUGUUUGGUUCAAGUUAUCAACAGAUGGAAUUUCAGGUGUGCCACUUGUGCGUGGGCAGUCUGCAGAAUGGAACGGCUGUGGGAUAUUUCUGCGCUUCCUUGUCUGGCAGAGUGGAGGGCCGCUGCUGCUGGCGACAGCAAGGCGAGAGAGCCUCCAUCGUGGGGUUAGACCUCUCCAAUUGUUCUCUAAGACACAUUGAGGAUCUGCAGGAAGCUUCCACAGCAGUAAUGAUAGAUCUCUCUUCCAACCCAGUUAUAAACAUAAGUGAUUCAGUAUUUCAAGGCUUUAUAGAACUUCAUUACCUGAGAUUGCCUUCUACACUUCAGUGUCCAGGAGGAAAUGCAUCAUGGGAGAAAGUGACAUCUGAUGGGGUUGUUUGCCUUUGUGAAGAGCAGAAGGAUGCCUGCCAUCAAGAUGGAAAUAUGUCCUGGAACUGUCCAGAAAAUUCCCUUUGUGCUCCAGAUGGUCCAGGCUUCACUCAGUGUAGCUGCACAGGAGAAUACCAUGGAUACAAGUGUCUGCGAGAGGGUCAGUUCCCCACAGGUCUAGUAUUUGGGAUCCUGGGUAGCAGCACUUUCCUGGCGUCAGCACUGUUGUGGUACACGCAACGACGGAAGGCUAAGUUCACCUGAACUCCCCAGCUUGCCCUCCCCCUUUCAUUUUCUACAACAGGCCCUGGACUCUACUGAUGACUUUAAGUAGGCAUUUCCUUCAGUGUUACUGACAUCCUGUUCAAUGAACUAUUGGCAGGGUAAUACCUCUAAACCCUCUUAAGACUGCGUUGGUAUUUUUUCAAGAGGUAACGAUUGUCACAUGUGGCCAACAUACUGAUGUUGAAUUUUGGUUCCAGUUUAAUGGAGCAAAAAAAAUCAGAGUGGUUUAAACUGAAAAUUUCAUGUGAAAUUCAAACUGACACAAAUUACCUAAAAUAUUUAUGGUAAUUACCUACUGAAAAUACCUUGUGUUCUCAUAAGCAUAGACUGUAGUUUUUGCUGACAUAAAAUGGGUGCUUUU